GUCCCCGCAAAUGGUGGCUCUCUUGUUAGCAGUUUACAGCGUUCAACUCAAUCGCCGCCGCCACGAGGACAACAAUACAAAUAUAACCUAGCUACCUACCUAUUGUUCGUCAUUCCACAGCUCAAUUAACUUUCCAACUCUUUGGGACAAUACCACACUAGUGACGACGAGGGAAUUCUAAUUCCGCCGCCACGUUAUCUCCGAAACUUAGCUCUGCCUUCUUCUCUAAGCUUCCAACAACAAAUCGAUCCUUAGGUAUUUAUCUAGGAACCGUCAACUCAGCACACCUAACUCAACUCUUUCCACUUGGUUCCCAACACACAAAUAAUCUACUGCGAUCGCAACCGCAAUCACGGUCGCAUUAACAACGAGAUAUUUCCCCCGAAUUCCACCGAAUUAAUCAAUUGCUACGCGAUUGAAUUUCCGCCUGGUUUGCCACUUCGUGCUCACAUCGGCCCACAUUGCCCGCCUGGCAUCAGAGUCCAUGGCUGACAAACCAAUGUCGACAUCCGGUAUCAAGUUUUCUACAUUCGGCACCAGGCUCCCAACUCAUUUACUUUCAGCUUCCUUGCGCAACAUGGAUAAGAAUGCGAUGGCGCCUAUCACCUCUUCAACAGAGUCGGGAUUUAAGAAGCCCCUUGAUAUCAGCAACCUAAUGUCGCCUCCUGAGCCUCCUCGACUCGAUUCGUUUUCGCAUGGACGUGAAUCGAAAUCUAUAGGCCCAACUAUUUCCGAUGUUCGACGGCUGCAUCCCAUUUCGCCCAUCUCGCCUCCCAUCUCACCUGCCACGAAGGCCGAUGAUCAUUCUGUCAAUCCUGCGCCAUCCACAAGCACCGCCGUGCAGGACCCUAUCCUAUACCCUCCGCAGGACGUUACUCGCUCACCACAGCAACAACCAUUAUUCAGUCAAGACGACUCUAUCGACGUUCGCAGAAUUGUAGAUGAGCAUGUAAAUGUACGACCGGCGGAUCUGUUUGGAAAUGCGAGCCCACCCAAGCGAGAGGAUUACGAACUGAUCCUAUACUUCAGCUCUCGGGUAAUGACGAAGUACCAACAGGAUCCGAAGGCGUGGCUUAAGCGUGAACGUGAACUUUUACUCGCAGAUCGACGAGCCGGGGCACGCAACAAUCAGUUCAAGCUCCAGCCGAAGCCAAUCCUUCCCGCGAAGCUCCCUCAGGUUCGAAAGGAGACACAGCGUGCAAAGACUGUGAAGCCAGCAAAGGUAGUCAAAGCAACACAGUCUAACACCGCAGCUCCGCGACCAAUUCGAUCAUAUCCAACGACGAACCCGGGUCAAUCUUCCAAUCGCCCACCAAGCGCGACGCCUGAUCCUUCACCACGUCGUGCAGUUGCGCCAAACCGGGAAGAUAAAGAUUUUACCUCACUUCCCAACUUCUGCCCUCCUUUGAAUUCGCUCCCGGACCGAUCCAACAGCCUCAAGGUGGAUUGGAAAGGAACACCAAUCGAUUUAAGCAAUGACCCGCAUCGUGACCUCCUGCACCCUGAUGAGAUUACACUCGCCGCCAAUCUGCGACUCGAUUGUGCUACCUACCUGACGAGCAAGCGACGGAUGUUUAUCCGUCGUCGAGAGUGUCUUAAGAUGGGAAAGGAGUUCCGCAAGACGGAUGCACAGCAGGCCUGUAAAAUCGACGUCAACAAAGCCUCCAAGUUGUGGACAGCCUUUGACAAGGUCGGCUGGCUUGAGAAGACCUGGAUGGCCGACUUCAUGUAAUUGAUCAACGAAUUCCCCGAGCCAUGAUCCAUUGGCAUGGAUCGAAUCAUCUAGGGGUAACCUAGCCCACGUAUAGCAUUGUCGGGUCUUUCGGGCUCUAGUUUCUAAGGGUUUGUGCAUAUUGGUUUCGAUUAGGCUUCAGUUUCCCGGUUAUCGGCGGUUGCAUUACGA
Molecule: messenger RNA, 1903 nt
Organism: Daldinia decipiens
Lineage: Eukaryota; Fungi; Ascomycota; Sordariomycetes; Xylariales; Hypoxylaceae
Exons: 1
Coding region: 485-1732 (415 amino acids)
Biological process (GO): regulation of transcription by RNA polymerase II; chromatin remodeling
Cellular component (GO): nucleus; SAGA-type complex
Molecular function (GO): chromatin binding; protein binding; transcription coactivator activity
Source: RefSeq, a predicted model, not a curated record